Pygocentrus nattereri (red-bellied piranha) is the source of this 3270-nucleotide messenger RNA. RefSeq names its product CXXC finger protein 1a (gene cxxc1a). The record is from RefSeq and is a predicted model, not a curated record. Gene Ontology annotation, molecular function: DNA binding; zinc ion binding. Gene Ontology annotation, cellular component: Set1C/COMPASS complex. The coding region runs from base 190 to 1890 and encodes 566 amino acids. The transcript is spliced from 14 exons. Lineage: Eukaryota; Metazoa; Chordata; Actinopteri; Characiformes; Serrasalmidae. Gene Ontology annotation, biological process: positive regulation of DNA-templated transcription.
AUCAAAGAAGAAGAAGAGGAAGAAGCGUGAAAGCCGUUGCAGUGUUUUUCUCCUGUGUAAACACAGCGCUGGAGCCUGAAAUGGCUACAAACCCGUCUGGUUUGACCUGAUACUGGGCUUUCACACACGGUUUCUACAGCUUGAGUGCUCAGCGGUUUAUUCUGGCCUUAGUAAAUCCCCAAACUCGGCAUGGAGAGGGAGAAUCCAGCUUUCCGUCCACGAGACAAUGAGGGCAGCAUAAACCAGAACGCUCCACUAUAUUGCAUUUGUCGCAAACCAGAUAUCAACUGCUUCAUGAUAGGUUGUGACAACUGCAAUGAGUGGUUUCAUGGUGACUGCAUUAAGAUUUCAGAGAAGACAGCGAAAACAAUCAGGGUUUGGUACUGUGAACGAUGUCGCAGUAAAGAUGAUUCUUUGGAGGUUAAGUUUCGUCCCAAGAAGAGCAGAGAGAAAGAUGCAGAGGCAGAUGGAGUGGAUUCACAAGCUGACACUGACACACCCGAUUUUAAGACUGGCCGGCGUGGGUCACGGGUGAAGCGGUCUGCACGUAUGUGUGGGGAGUGUGAGGCCUGCAGGCGAACAGAGGACUGCGCUCAGUGUGAUUUCUGCAAGGACAUGAAAAAGUUUGGCGGCCCAAAUAAGAUCAGGCAGAAGUGUCGGCUAAGGCAGUGUGAAGUCCGGGCUCGGAAAAUGCUACGGGUGAAGGAUGAGGAGUACUCUGCGUCUAAAAGCCCACACAUGCCCCAGAGAGACUGCCCUCUAUCAGAUGAGUUCAGUGAGGAUGAGCUGGAGCUUUAUGAGCAGUACCGUGCUGGCAGAUACGGAGACCAUAGCUGGAAUAGCGAUGAAGAUGAUGGUACGUGCCUUGACCCUGCCAUGCGGAAGAGAGCUGUGAAAGUCAAACAUGUGAAGAGGAGGGAGAAGCGAUCUGAGAAAAAGAAAGAGGAGAAUAAGCCCCGUAAGCACAAACCAAAGCAGAAGCACCGGGACAAGGUGAGGCACAGUGAGCGGACUGAAGCUCGAGACAGCGGGGGGACCAGACAGUGCCUCGGGCCGAGCUGUGUGGAAGCGGCGCGUCCCAACUCCAAAUACUGCUCUGAUGACUGUGGCAUGAAGCUUGCCGCCAAUCGCAUCUAUGAAAUCCUCCCUCAGCGCAUCCAACAGUGGCAGCAGAGCCCCUGUAUUGCCGAGGAACAGGGCAAGAAGCUUCUGGAACGCAUCCGGCGUGAGCAACAGUCAGCCCGCCUAAGGCUCACUGAGAUGGAGAAGCGUUUUCACGAGUUGGAAGGCAUCAUCGCCAAGGCCAAACAGCAAGUUGUAGAUCAUGAUGAAGAGGUGAAUGAGGGAGAUGAUGAUACAGACCUACAAAUUUUCUGCGUCUCCUGCAGUCAUCCAGUCAACCCCAAGGUGGCGCUGCGUCAUAUGGAGAGAUGCUAUGCCAAGUAUGAGAGUCAGACAUCAUUUGGUUCCAUGUAUCCCACACGCAUAGAAGGUGCUACGAGGUUGUUCUGUGAUGUAUACAAUCCUCAGAGCAAAACAUACUGUAAGAGGCUUCAGGUUCUCUGUCCCGAACACUCUCGAGAUCCAAAGGUUCCAGCAGACGAGGUGUGUGGCUGCCCUCUGGUUCGUGAUGUCUUUGAGCCCACAGGGGAAUACUGCAGAGUGUCCAAGCGCAAGUGCAACAAACACUACUGCUGGGAGAAGCUCCGCAGAGCAGAAGUGGAUCUGGAGAGAGUUAGAGUGUGGUACAAGUUGGACGAGUUGUUUGAACAGGAGCGAAACGUCCGCACGGCAAUGACUAAUCGCGCUGGCCUGCUGGCUCUCAUGCUGCAUCAGACCAUUCAACAUGACCCACAUGCCACAGAUCUGCGUUCUGGCAAGGACAGAUAGCCACUGAGGUCUGCUUUGCCUUUUCAUAGGUGCUAAUGUACUAGUAAAUGUUUAAAUAAUAUUGGUAACAGUAAGAAAUUAAAAAAAAAACCUGCACAGAAAAUUCUCUAUCUUUUAAAAACAAUUCUGGAAAGUUUUAAACUCAAAGGUCCCUUUUGCUUUUCAUUCUAAUGUUUUAUUAAUAAGUGACCAAACAACACAAGUAACAGUAGUUUUUUCUUUAAUUCCAAGUUCAGUGACUAAAGUUUCUCAUUUUAUUCUAAGACUGACAGCUUUGGAUUUACAUGGAUGUUUUUGUAAAUAAUCAUUAGAAAUAGCCGACUGGCUUUGGAGGUGGUUCUUAAUAGCACUAUGGAGUUCUACAUAUAUGCAUUAAUUCAUCUCAUGAUAUUUUCCUACCAUUUUUAAUAACUUUUUGAGAUUAAAAAUAAGGUCUUGUUUGGAGGAAGGAAGUUACAGCUAUGCUAACUUAGUCAUAUGAUUACUGCUAGCUUAGCUAUGUGACUAUGAGCAAUAUGAAAUAAAGGUUUAUCUUAUGCUUUUUGCUGGUUGGGUGUUUUUAUGUCCAACAUGUUUUUUUCCCCCUUUUUCCCAUCUAAUUCCUUUAAAAUUCCUGUAAUAUACUACAUAUAAGGUUUGUUGUUGUUUGCAAAGUAAUUUUUGCCCAUUCUUGAUGUGAAUUGUCUUCUCCUGUGCAGCACUGGGCCUCAUUCACCAACUCUUCUUAAGGUGAAAUUUCUUCUUAAAACCCUCUCACGCAGUUUUUAUGAAGAUUCUGAUGUUAACCAGUGUUUUCUUAUUUGCAAUUUGUUCUUAGGUAAGAACAGAAUCUACACACACUCAAGAGCACAAAGAUGCAAACAAUUCCGUGUUUUAAGAACACAUCAUAAAUCUCAGGUAGACUUUUUGAUGAAAGACUCUUAGGACAUUUCUGAAGAGCAAACUUGAGAAAAGACUUGGGAAGAUCUUGGCAAAUGAGGCCCAUUGUUUGCGUUUUAUUCAGAAGUACUAAUACUUGUGCACUACUUUUCCUGAAGGCUCCAUUAGCCCCAGUGAAAUUGGUCACAGGGUGCGGAGCUCAACAACUGUUCAGAAAUGCACUUCAGAUGAAAGCAGAUAUCAGCUGAAGAGCCACUGCUAUGCUGUCACGCAGUCUCUGCUACAUUUAUCGUUAACUUUGAACAGAUAUGCUAGCAGAGAAAACUAUGCUAACGGUGCCGCUUUGAGUUUCAUUUACUAUUUACUAUUAACUGUAUGUUCGUCUUGGUCAAUGACCGAUUCUGUGUACGUAAUUUACAAAUGUAUUAUGUGUGUCAUCCAAAUUAAAUUCUACUUUGUUUGAUGUGUAUGUGUCUAAUAAACUUGCCAAAAGUUGUGUCA